CCAGACUCUCUUCUCUUCUUGCUCUCUCCCACCGCUCUAUAACCUCAUCAGUCCACAGCUGUGGCCGGUCUGCCAACGCUCGAUUCACCACCAGCCUCCCUUUCUCCCAGCGACAGCUUCCCCGCAGCUAUCCGACCCACUGUAGACACCUAACCUCACCUCGCUACUACGCAACAAUGGCCUCUCUCAAAGCUGGAGACAGCUUCCCUUCUGACGUUGUCUUCUCUUACAUUCCAUGGACACCUGACAAUAAAGACAUCAAAGCGUGUGGCAUGCCACAGAACUACGAGGCUUCCAAGCUCUGGGCUGACAAGAAGGUUGUCCUCUUCUCUCUUCCCGGUGCCUUUACUCCUACCUGCUCCGCCAGCCAUCUCCCCGGAUACAUCCAGAAGCUUCCUCAAUUGAAGGAAAAGGGCGUUGACGUCGUUGCUGUCCUCGCAUUCAACGAUGCCUGGGUCAUGAGCGCCUGGGGCAAGGCCAAUGGCGUUACCGGAGAUGAUAUCCUCUUCCUCAGCGACCCGGAAGCUAAGUUCUCAAAGAGCAUUGGCUGGAACGCCGGCGAGCGAACUGGCCGAUAUGCUAUGAUUAUCGAUCAUGGCCAGGUUACUUAUGCUGAAAUAGAGCCUGGUCGUGAAGUUACCGUCUCGGGCGCUGACGCCGUCAUUUCCAAGUUGUAAAUGAUGAACAAACCGAUGAGAAAUCCGAAAAAAUAUUAUCUUAUGGAGAAUCAAGGGAAACGGCCAAAGUGUUGUAACUAUUAGCUAGAUCACCAAAACCGUUGUAUCAAUACAGACUAGAAAGACACAAUACAAUUUGGUUGCUUGCACAACAAUA
Messenger RNA from Coccidioides posadasii C735 delta SOWgp, 834 nucleotides. RefSeq names its product Peroxiredoxin Asp f3 (gene ASPF3). The record is from RefSeq and is a predicted model, not a curated record. Gene Ontology annotation, molecular function: thioredoxin peroxidase activity. NCBI's taxonomy places the organism in Eukaryota, Fungi, Ascomycota, Eurotiomycetes, Onygenales, Onygenaceae. Gene Ontology annotation, biological process: hydrogen peroxide catabolic process; cellular response to oxidative stress; cell redox homeostasis. Gene Ontology annotation, cellular component: cytoplasm; peroxisome; mitochondrion.